Messenger RNA from Polypterus senegalus (gray bichir), 9925 nucleotides. RefSeq names its product protein-methionine sulfoxide oxidase mical3a-like. Lineage: Eukaryota; Metazoa; Chordata; Cladistia; Polypteriformes; Polypteridae. The record is from RefSeq and is a predicted model, not a curated record. Gene Ontology annotation, molecular function: protein binding; FAD binding. Bases 749 to 7471 code for a protein of 2240 amino acids. The transcript has 44 exons.
AGGAGCAGAGAGGCAGGGUUAAUCUGUCUGUGCUGUGGCUCAGCAGUCAGGGGGUUAAUCUGGCUUAUGAUGGUAAUUAUAAUGAUGGUGUACUGUCUGUAGAGAGGAAAAAAAAGAGAAAGGGCCUGGCAAAGCCUACUAGCCUGCUCAGUGGGAGGAGCCAGAGAGUGCUAGUGGGAUCCUUCUGCUGACCUUGGAGUGAGCCGGGAAGAGGGAAAAAUAGACAGAGGAAGAGAGAGAGAGUGUGUGAACUACGCUCUGCUGCUAAAUGUGAGUACGGAGUGUCUCAACUCUCUGUGGCAGCCAGCAGCAAACGGCAAUCCAGGAACAUACACAAGGACUGAGACUGACAGACACAACUUCCAGUUUGCCGUCUGAUUGUGUGAAUGAUGUCAUCCUUAAGGAGGGAUUUGGGUUGUUUGUCUACCUCACACUUAGUUACCAAAUCACAUGAGAUUCUAUCCUGGUAACCAUGACAACCCUUGCUGGUCCAGGCUCCAUCGUGCUGGGGUAAAGAACAAGAGAUCCAGCUACAAGGACACUCCAGAAAACGAAUUCUGCUCAUUGUACCUGUUUUGUCAUAGUUGUAUAGUUAUGCCAGAUAAAGAAAACCACCUUGAUGGAAGAGGAGCAGAAGGACUGUGAUGCUGGGAGGCAGAAGCUGAAACUUUGUGAGCCAGUGUGAUUGAAGGGAAGGCAGAGACCACCAGGUCGUGCCCCCAAAGAAGUGUAGCAGGACUCCCUUGCCAUGGGUGACAGUGGCGGGGGAGGAGACAAGAUUAAUGAGGCACAUGUCCUCUUUGAUCGCUUUGUCCAGGCCUCUACUUGUAAAGGAACUCUCAAAGCAUUUCAAGAGUUAUGUGACUAUCUGGAAUUAAAACCUAGUGACUAUCGAGUAUUUUACCAAAAACUGAAAUCUAAGCUCAACUACUGGAAGGCAAAGGCUUUAUGGGCCAAACUUGACAAGAGAGCCAGCCACAAGGACUACAAGAAGGGACGGGCGUGUGCCAACUCUAAGUGUCUCAUUAUUGGAGCUGGACCAUGUGGCCUUCGAACGGCCAUUGAACUGUCUUUUCUUGGAGCAAAAGUUGUCAUUGUUGAAAAAAGGGAUGCAUUCUCCCGAAACAAUGUUUUACACUUAUGGCCCUUUACCAUUCAAGAUUUACGAGGACUUGGUGCAAAGAAAUUCUAUGGAAAGUUUUGUGCUGGUUCCAUUGACCAUAUCAGUAUCCGGCAGCUUCAGCUGAUGCUAUUGAAAGUGGCUUUAAUUCUUGGAAUUGAGAUCCAUGUUAAUGUUGAGUUCUGUAGCCUCAUUGAGCCUCCUGAGGAUCAGGAAAAUGAAAGGAUAGGAUGGAGGGCUGAAGUACAUCCUAGAACACAUCCUAUUUCUGAACUUGAGUUUGACGUCAUCAUUGGGGCUGAUGGGAGAAGGAAUACCUUGCCAGGUUUCCGUCGAAAGGAAUUUCGUGGAAAACUUGCAAUUGCUAUUACAGCCAACUUUAUCAAUCGCAACACUACAGCUGAGGCUAAAGUUGAGGAGAUCAGUGGUGUGGCCUUCAUCUUUAAUCAGAAAUUUUUCCAAGAUCUGCGUGAAGCCACUGGCAUUGAUUUGGAAAACAUUGUCUACUAUAAAGAUGACACACACUAUUUUGUGAUGACUGCAAAAAAACAAAGCUUGCUGGAGAAAGGAGUGAUACUGCAUGACUUUGCUGACACUGAGUUGUUACUUUCUCGUGAAAAUGUUGAUCAAGAUGCACUUUUGAACUAUGCCUGUGAAGCUGCUGACUUUUCUACCAACCAUCAGCUCCCCAAGCUUGAGUUUGCAAUUAACCAUUAUGGACAACCUGAUGUGGCCAUGUUUGACUUCACUUGCAUGUAUGCUUCAGAAAAUGCGGCCUUGGUACGAGAGAGAAAUGGCCAUCGGCUUCUUGUUGCCCUUGUUGGGGACAGUUUGCUGGAGCCUUUUUGGCCAAUGGGUACUGGUAUUGCUCGUGGUUUUUUGGCGGCCAUGGACUCUGCAUGGAUGGUGCGCAGCUGGGCACAAGGAAACUCACCUCUAGAAGUUUUGGCAGAAAGGGAAAGUAUUUACCGACUGCUUCCUCAGACCACUCCAGAGAAUGUUAACAAAAAUUUCAGCCAGUUCAGUGUUGACCCUACUACUAGAUACCCAAACAUCAGCCUUAAUUUCUUAAGACCCAAUCAGGUGAAGCACCUUAUUGACACUGGUGACUCUAAAGAUAUUCGUGUGGAAAUGGAAAAUGCUGUGAAUUCCCGAACACCGAAACUGUUAAGAAAUGAAUCUGUGGCUCGUUCCAGCAAAUUGUUAAACUGGUGCCAACGACAAACUGAGGGAUACAGGAGUGUGAAUGUAACUGAUCUUACAAUGUCCUGGAAAAGUGGACUCGCAUUAUGUGCAAUCAUUCACCGUUACCGUCCAGACCUCAUUGACUUUGACUCCCUGGAGGAGCAUAACAUGGAGAACAAUAAUCAGCUGGCCUUUGAUUUAGCUGAAAGGGAGUUUGGAAUCUCACCUAUUAUGACAGGGAAGGAGAUGGCUUCUGUUGGUGAACCUGAUAAGCUGUCUAUGGUCAUGUAUCUCACUCAGUUUUAUGAGAUGUUUAAGGAUACAGUUCCACCGGGUGAUAAUCAUAAUUUGAGUCCAGAAGACAAGGCAGCCUGGAUAUCCAAUACCAAGUCUCCUAUUUCCUUUUUAAGCAAACUUGGACAAAGUAUCUCCAGAAAGAGGAAUCCAAAGGAUAAAAAAGACAAGGAGGUUGAUGGAUCAGGUAAACGCAGAAAGACAAGUCAGUCAGAAGAUGAGGAAGUCUCUCGUAGCUGCCAUGAUGAAAGGCCAACUCUUGUUAGUGCACUCACUGAGCGGAGAAUUGAUGCCUCAAUAGGAAAUCAAAACAAAGUAAAGUCUAUGGCAACGCAACUUUUGGCUAAGUUUGAGGAGAAUGCACCUACACAGUCUACUGGACUUAAAAGACAGGAGCAUUUGCUGACUCAUCCCUCUCUCCGACCAAAAGAGCAGGGCCGACUUGCAUCUAUUCCACAGUGGAGACAGGCCAGAGGUGAGAAGCGCUCUCGAACCUGCCCAAAGAAAAUCAUUGUGCUCUCCUCCACAUCUGCUUCCACUUCAUUGCUCUCACUUCCUCUGCAGGAAGAGGUUUCAGCAGUUGAUUCUAAACAUCCAGAGAAGCGUUUUGUCAGAGACCGGAACAAGGCUUCACAAUCCUUCUUUUUAGAUCAGUGGAAUCUCUCCCUCAGUCUUCGCUCCAACAGACAUCAAGAUGUACCUUCCUCUGACUCUCUCAGACAGAGGUAUUUAAAGAUGUACACAGGGGGAGUGAGCUCAUUGGCUGAGCAGAUAGCCAAUCAGCUUCAAAAGAAAGAUCAUCCCAGACCCCUUCUAAACAAGAAGGAAUUGGGUUCAUUCCGCAAAGAGUUUCCACAGAACAUUGGUGGAAGUGAUGUGUGCUAUUUUUGCCGGAGAAGAGUUUAUGUAAUGGAGAGGCUCAGUGCUGAGGGUAAAUUUUUCCACAGAAGUUGCUUUAAAUGUGACUACUGCGGCACAACGUUAAGGCUUUCCUCUUACGCAUUUGAUGUGGAAGAUGGGAAGUUCUAUUGCAAGCCUCAUUAUUGUUAUCGCAUUUCUGGAUAUGCACAACGGAAGAGGCCAGCUGUAACCCCACUCACUGCCAAGGAGAACAAAGUCACCCAACCUGAGCCUGUAUCAAUUGAUCAUUCAGGAAGGGCAAGUUCUACAGCCACUUCAGAGAAAAAAACAGCUGUUGAUGUGAAUGGCAUAGAAGAGCCCAGCCUAGCAAAACGUGUGAAAGGUACACCAGAACGCAUUGAGCUGGAGAAUUACCGCCUCUCUCUGCAACGAGAGGAAGAGCUUGAGGAGGUCCCUGAAGAGACUCUAGCUGAACACAACUUAAGUAGCGUGCUAGACAAAGUUACUGAUGUUGAUGAGGUCUCAAGCAGCUCUGAUUCUGAAAUGGAGGAAAAUGAGCCAGAGGGUGAUGGAGAAGCAGUAUGUCAUCCAACUUCUGACCUGGGUGGUGUUCCUUGGAAGCAGGCUGUUCACCUUCAUACACAACUCAAGGGUCAAAGUGAAAUAGAGGUUGCAGCAGAAGAAUCGUGUCUCAAGGAAGAUGAACAGGAGGAGGAGGAGGAGGAAGAAGAAGAAGAAGAGGAGGAGGAAGAAUCUAGUGAAGAGGGAGAAUAUUACCCUUGGGACAGGGAACUGCAGUUAGGGCUCUGGCUAGACCAUCUCAAAGAUGAAGAGGACACGGGUACAUUUAAAGCUGGGAAUCUUCGCAUUCAGCAAGUUGUUCAACCGAUAGAUCCUCUAGAAAUACAAGCAGAUGUUCAUUGGACACAUAUUCACACUGAAAAAGAUGAAACAAGAGCAGCAACUACACAACCCUCUACUUUUGCAGCACCAGUCAUUCCAUCAGUCCGCCAUGAGGCAGUACGAGCCUGGCUGGAGACCAUACCUGGAGCUCGGAAUGAAAAUAGUGACUUAGAAGAAGAAGCUGCACCUGGAAUGGAAGGUGCUGAUAGUAAAGAUGAUUUUUUUGCUGACAUCGAGGAGGAUGACAUUCCAUCAGAUGCGGAAGCUGAGGCUCGACUGCAUCGACGUAUAGGGGCAGAUGAACUGCCAGAGGAACAGGAUCAAUCUGAGAACAACGAGAGGGUAUCUAGUCUAGUGCCAUCAUCAGAAAGCCCCAUUCAUUCUACCAGUGAUGUAGUGUUGCCUCCUUUAACAAUUACAGAAGAUGAAGGACCUGAGAGAGAGAUCAUAAUUUCUCCAAAAGUGGCAUUGCAGUCUCCAGAGUCUCAUUUUUUCCCAGAGAUUUAUCUAUCUGAAGACAGCAUAGAAAGAAAAACCUGUCAGGAUAUUCCAGGAACUUUACAGGGUAUUCCUGUUCACCCUAUUUGUUCCCAACCAGUUCCACUCCCUGAAGCUAUUACAGUCAGCUCUCCUGUUAAGAUGCAAUCUAUACCAUGUUCUCCUGCAACCAGUCCUGUUUCUGUACCGAUUUGUUCACAACCUUUGCCUUCUCCAGAAACUUCUUCUAGUGUUUCACCUAAAUCACCAGUUAGAACUCAACCGGUACCAGCAGCAACCUCAACUCCUUUGAUCAAGUCAUCUGUGGAAACUGAGACUACAUCUAAGUUCUUUACUCCAUUAGAAGAAGAAUCCACUAAAAGAUCAGAUAUUAUAGAGGAGUUCUGGCUGAAGAGUGCAGAAAUUAGAAAAAGCUUAGGUCUUACUCCUUUGGAUAGAAGCAAAGGACCAGAGCAAGUGUUUGUACAUUCCAAUUCUGAAUUUUCACCCCCCCCUGUGAAAGAUUAUCUCUCAGUAGAACCAAAAUGGUACCCCAGCCAAUCACGGCCAGCAACUCCAAGAGUAAGCAGUGUUCUUCUCGAAAAACAACUGCCUUCAGCAUUGAUUUUAAAAACUUCUGUUGACAAAGAUUUAAAAGGCACUGAUUCAGAGAAAAAAGAUAUUAGCAGUAGUUCAGGUCUUGGCUUAAACGGUAGCACAGCCAAUACACAAACAAUGACGAGCGAAAGCUUUAACACAUCAGAGUCUACAAUGCUUACACCACCAUCAAGCCCACCACCACCCCCACCAGAAAAUGAGGAGCCAGCAACAUUAAGAGUCAAAAAACACCAGGCCAGCUGGAACAAUGCACCAGAGAAAAGUUCUAUACCUGCAACAGUGCCAGACCAACUUUCCAAAUCAUCCCCACUCCAUUGUGGUAAAGAAACUAUCAAGGUACUGAGCCAAAGAACAAAACAAGAAUUGCGAAAGUCCUUUGUGGAGAGUGUGGAUGAAAUCCCAUUUGCAGAUGAUGUUGAAGACACAUAUGAUGACAGAACGCCGGAUAGUAGCCUUCAGGAAAAGUUUUAUACACCUCCAACGAGCCGAACCAAACAAAGCAAAGAAAAGCUGCCACUGCAGCUCUCCUUAACUAUGGAGAAUGGUACACCCAGAGUCGGGGAAGCUGUAUCAGUGAAACAGAGAGUUUUACCACAAAUAUCUCCAGAAGCCAAGGAGAUUGCUGAAGAGAGGAUGAAAGUACAUGAAAAGUCUGUAAAGAGCCAAGCUUUAAAAGAUGCUAUGGCGAAACAGCUUACAAGAAUGAAAGAAACAGGUGGUUCCAAAGGGGCUCCAGGUAAAGCUGGCUGGAAUGUUUCUUUAGAGUCAUCAACACCUAGACUUUCACCCUUGGUACAUGGUUCUGCAAAAGUACCAUCUGUGAAAACCUCAGAGACCACUAAGUAUGGGACACUACCUGAAAAAUUUCUGUCACUUCCAGGUGAUCAUAGUUUGGAGGGCUCUGCUGCAUCCUCUGAUGGAUCUGCAGGAGGAAAGAGUAAAAAAAGGUCCUCUUUAUUCUCCCCUCGAAAAAACAAAAAAGACAAAAAGUCAAAAAAUGAAAGUAAAGCUUCUGAUAGGCUUAGUUCAGAGGAAACUGCCAAAUCCAAAUCUCUCUGGAAAUCUGUAUUUUCUGGGUACAAGAAAGAAAAGAAGAAGAAGGAUGAAAAAUCCUGUCCAAGCACUCCAUCUAGUGUCUCCACUGUGGAUUCAGCAAAGAAAGGAGCUUCUCCAAUAAUAAAAGCAGCAGACCUUCACUUGCGUAGAUACUUGAGUUUCUCUGAAGACUCUGAUCUCUCCUGUGAUGAUGUUUUGGAACGAACUUCUCAGAAAUCUAAAACAGAGUCUAUUUAUGUUCCCCACGCCUUGGCAUUCAAGAGAUCAUACGCAUCAAAGAAAACAUAUACUGAAGAAGAGCUGAGUGCCAAGUUAACUAGGAGAGUUCAGAAAGCUGCUCGUAGACAAGCCAAACAAGAAGAGCUAAAACGUCUGCAUAGGGCUCAGAUUAUCCAAAGACAGCUGGAGCAGGUGGAAGAGAAGCAGAGACAGCUAGAGGAGCGAGGAGUAGCUGUGGAGAAAGCAUUACGAGGAGAAGCAGACUAUUGGGGAGAAUCUAAUUACAGUGAAAUCAUCGACUUGCACCUGGGUGUUGAACUUAAUGUUGGGACUCCUCGCCGAAGACCUAUCUCCUUCUGCCCUUGCUGCACCCAUGAAGGAAUGGGCAAGAAAGACGAUCCCAAGCUUAUGCAAGAGUGGUUUAAGCUGGUCCAAGAGAAAAAUGCCUUAGUCCGAUAUGAAUCUGAGCUGAUGAUAUUUGCUCGAGAGCUGGAGCUGGAAGAUCGACAAAGCAGACUACAACAGGAGUUACGAGAACGUAUGGCCAUUGAAGACCACUUGAAGACAGAAGAAGAGCUUGCAGAAGAAAAGCGUAUUCUCAGUGAAAUGCUUGAUGUAGUUGAACAGCGGGACUCCCUUGUAGCCCUUUUGGAAGAGCAAAGACUUAGAGAGAAAGAGGAGGACAAAGAUUUGGAGGCAGUCAUGCUUUCUAAAGGCUUCAACUUGAACUGGUCUUGAGUCUUAUUUAUUUACAGGAAAAAUAUGUGACUAGUGAAACCACAAAGUUGUUUACCUAAAUAUGCAACUGUUGGAAUUAGACGUAUCCAUCGCUGGACCUACUGUGGAGGAAUUAAAUAUGCUGCAAAUUUGCCUGCCUGUUUAUCUUUCGUACAUCUUAUUAUUUGGACUGCAAAAAGAUGAAGAGUUCCUUAUUCAAGAUUUUCUUUUGAAUUUCAUAAGAACAGUAAUGCUGUCUUGCUGAUAAGCAACAUUUAGUAAUUAGUUCAUUUGUUAGUAAGAAGAAAAUAUGAUUUUGUGACAGAACUGAACAUCCUUUUAAUUGUGAAAUAUCAUCUUUGUGCACUCCUGACCAUAUCAUUGUUUUUAUUUGACUUAAUUAUUCAUUCUUUGACUCUGAAUUUCCACUGUAUAAAUGGAACAACAUCUGCAUUAGCAGUUCCCUCAAGUCUACAGUGUAAUGGAAAGCUUCUGUAGCCUCCUAAGUUUUUGCACAAAUUCCCCUUUAUUUUUGCAGAAUACUAUUUGAAAUAAUAUUUUAAAGUCAUUUCUAUUUAUUAUUUUAUAGAUCAGAGCAAAACUGUGGACUUCUGCAAUGUGUCAAAAUGUUUCACUCUACAUAUGAAGACCUUUAAGAAGAAUUUUUUAAGAUGCUUUAUUCUAGUGUUCACUUUUUAUUUCUUUUUGGUCUCCUCUUUGUACACUUCAGCCUAAUAUUUCAAUAAUUUGCAACAAAAAUAGUAAGUCUUAUCAUGGUACUAUUCUGUUUUUUUUUUUUUAUUUUAAUCGGAUUCUCUCCUGCAUGUCAAAUUUAUAUCAUGUUUGGUUCUAACAACUUGGAGGCUUUGUCUCACUCUUGCUACACUUUGGGUGACUGGCUGAGUUAUUUGUUUUACUGGUUUAUCAGUUUUGCAUUUCAUAUAAAUCAGUUGUUAAAGUACCAACAAAAAAUAUGUGUAACAUAAAAUUUAUUCAUGCCUCCCUUAAAAUCAGUAUUAUUUUCGAAUGAAUAUUUCUGAAAAAGAGAGCAUGGUGUGUUUAAAGUAAAAAAAAUAACAAUUUAAUGUGUGACUGUUUAUAUUUGUGAGUUUGUGAAUAAUAAGUUGAAUGGUGUACUGUAAAGGUUACACAUGUAUCUCGCUGUAUACCAGAUGAAAUAUAUUUCAGGCAAUGGAUGUAGUGAGGUUCUAAAUGGGGCAUCUCUUGCAUCUUUAACUGCUGCUGAUCAAAAGCUAGAUUGGUGAGUGGAAUGAUACAGUGAAAUCCCAUGCUGUUUGGCACUGUCUUGAAGAAAUAUUUUAUAUUGCAGAAGGUCAAAAUCCACACUCACAUGUACAUUGUGAAUAUGUGUAUAUUUUGUUUAUUUAAAUAUAUUCAGUAUAAUUUAUAUGGGUAUACAUAUAUAUUCCAUCUACUCAAAUUAAGGUUUAAAUAAAUUCAGACACUGGUACUGUGUACCUUACUGAUAAAUUAAUUUAUCUGGAAUAUUUUACAUACCAUGUCUUGUUGAUUCCUUCAAAUUUCUCUAACCUUUUCUAAUUUCUUUACUUGUUCUAGCUAUAAGCAGUGGGCAUAAUGUAUGAGCAUUGCAACAAAAAUGGCUAAGGAGUCAAAUCUGUCUCGAUAAUUACAGAUUCUUUCCCAUGAAUCAUCAUAUUCAUUCUUUGAGCAACUUCAUUUUGUUAUUAUAAAUAACUUUUUUCCUUUUUAUUGCUUUCAAUUUACUGUUUAAAAAAGAUCAUGUAUGCUUUUUUUUAUUCUGGAUGUUGCAGUACUUGAAUCUUAUAUAUUACAAUUGUAUCUGUGUUUCAACUUCAGCUGUGAAUUUCAGCAUAACUAAAACAUGCUGAAACUCCCGAAAGAUUGACUCAGGCAUGAUAAAUAGUUGCAGUUACCUGUCUAUGGUAAACCAUUUUGGAAAUAUAAUAGUUUUGUGAGUGUGGAUUGACUGCAAAGCAUUCGGGUAGUUGCCUUGAUAUACCAGGGUGAGUUUACUCUCCCUGGAAAUCUUGAUCAAUAGGCACACCUCCUUGAGGGAUUUUUAACACAUACCAUAUACUCAGCUUAGUCUUGCCAAUAGGAGGAAUAUUUUCACAUCUACAAAAUUUUAUAAAUGUGUGUUGUACCAAAUGACACCGUUUAAUUGGGGGCAAAGAUCCAUCUUCAUGUUUUAAAGUACAUUUUUAGUAGCUUAUUUGGUUUAUGAUUAUUUGGAAUUUGUGUGAUACUUCUUUGUAGCAUACUAUUUAUUAACAGUUGUGAAAAAUGUAUUAUAUGUAAACAAAAAUUUCAUAAUUUAAUAUUUUUGUUCUUUUGUUGGAAGUCUGACUGAACUUGCAUUAUGUAUCUUAUUUGCAUUAAAACAUUUUGAGAAAGGCAAUUGAAGUGGGCAAUAAAAUAAUUGUCACAGUUUUACAAAAACAAAAUUUGAAUUAAACAUGUACCUUCAAUUCA